Molecule: messenger RNA, 882 nt
Organism: Ostreobium quekettii
Lineage: Eukaryota; Viridiplantae; Chlorophyta; Ulvophyceae; Bryopsidales; Ostreobiaceae
Source: the annotation of a GenBank genome assembly
AUGGCGGGCAGGGAGCCGUACAACAACUUCCGUCCGGAGGGCAGGCGGUUCUCCCGCUUCCAGGAGGAGCGCGGGUCGGAGAGCGAGACGGAAGACAGCGACGAGGCGUCCGGCAGCCUGGAGGACGAGGAGGAGGCGUCCUGGAUAUCCUGGUUCUGCAGCCUGAAGGGGAACGAGUUCUUCUGCGAGGUGGACGAGGACUACGUCCAGGACGAGUUCAAUUUGUCGGGGCUCAGCGCGCAGGUGCUGUACUACGACUACGCCCUGGACCUGAUCCUGGACUCCGAGUCUCCCAACAGCGAGGUGUUCACGGACGAGCAGCACGAGCUGAUCGAAUCCGCCGCCGAGCUGCUGUACGGGCUGAUCCACGCGAGAUACAUACUCACAGCGCGGGGGCUGGGCCUGAUGCUGGAGAAGUUCAAGACCUGCGACUUCGGGCGGUGUCCGCGCGUGCACUGCAACGGCCAGUCCUGCCUGCCCGUGGGCACGUCGGACAUCCCGCGGCAGUCCACGGUCAAGGUGUUCUGCCCCAAGUGCGAGGACAUCCACGUCCCGAGGUCCAAGUACCACAACCAUGUGGACGGCGCCUAUUUCGGGACCACCUUUCCGCACCUGCUGCUGAUGGCCUACCCGUCGUGGCGACCCGCCAAGCCAACGAGCGUGUACGUGCCGCGCGUGUUUGGCUUCAAGUUGCAUCCGACGGCGUUCGAAUCAGCGGGGCAGUCGGGGGGCGUGUCCAGCAGGGCGGGGUCCAGCCAGGCCGUGCAGAGGGCGCAGCGGAGCGGCCGGAUGGCGAACAGCGCCCCAGCAAACGACGUGGGGGCGAGCCCGGCGAGAAAGGCCAGGGCUGGCGGGCGGGGGGGCAAUGCGGCGGCUAAGUGA